CCCGGUUCCGUGCACGGGCGCGAGCUGGCUGGGCACGUUCCCAUCGCCUGCGGAUCUGAGGCGCCUCGUGCUGAUCUGCACGCCGACGGUUCUGUUUUUGAGGCUGCGCGCUUAGGAAGUAACCGGAGAGGCGGCGACCUGCGGACUGAGCCCCUGCGCGUGUCUGUUCCAGCUCCAGGACAAAGUUCGAGUUCAGGCAGGAAACGGCGCGCGAGCCAUCCGGGAUCCACCGUUCACCACAGAGCCGUGCGCGAGGAGGUGGUGACAUCACUACGGGAUCGUCACCGCUACGGUCCGCUGUCCGCGAGACAGACGUGGGCUCGUGACCGGCGGAUGCGGCAGCACGUCGUAUACGUUCCCUCCCGUUUCCGUGUGGACAGAGUUGUUGGGACUGUGAGCGCGAGAACACUGACUCGGAGCUCGUUCACAUCGCUGCAUUCAUGCUCGCGUGCUCCGUCAUACGCCCGCGUGCAGAAUGGCAUCGAGCGAGAGGCUGUACGAGGUGUGGAUGCUGUACUGCAGUAAGAGGGACCCUGAUUAUCUGAAGCUCUGGCUGGAGGUUUUCAUCAGCUCCUACGACAGGUGUCUGGAUGUGGACUUUGAGAAACCGCCCAGCAGGUUGGAGGAGGUACCCCCACUCCUCUCCCUGCUCCCUGAUAACAUCUUGCAGGUGUUGCGUGUGCAGUUGGCUCAGUGUGUGCAGAAGAUCUCUGCAGGUCUGGAACCAGAGCAACAACAUCUCACCCUGCUACUGCUCAAACUCCUCAUCAUCAUCUGCAGGAACCCAUCCAACGUGGAGGAGAUUGGCACCUGUUCCUACAUUAACCAGAUCGUCACCAUGACAACCCUCUACAUACAGCAGCUGAAGAGUAAGACUAAGGAGAAAACGAUGUCUGAUCACACUCAGGCUGAGGAGUUUGUCCGCCACGCUUUAGCCUUCUGUGAGACUCUCUAUGACCCCUAUCACAACUGGAGACACCGCGUCCACAGGCAGCAGCUGGGUGCCGUUGACAGAAGCAGACAGAGGUUCAAAGCUUCCCCUCUGACUGUGGAGUUUGUGCCGUUUUUCUACCAGUGUUUCCAGGAGAGUGAGCACCUGAAGGACAGUCUGAAGUGUUGUCUUCUCCACUUGUUUGGAGCAGUAGUUGCUGGUGGACAGAGGAAUGCUCUGUUGGCCAUCUCUCCUGCUACAGUGGAGGUGUUGCUGGGUGUUCUGGGUGGAGCGGAGGCUCUGGCGGCGGGUGGAGACGGGGACGACUGUGAGAGCGAGUCCCCUGGUCGUAAGGUGGUGCUCACGCUUGGCUGUCUGAGGGAGGUGGUGCACAGCUUACUGGCCAGCAGCUCCGACCAACGACAGGUGGAGAUCAGCUCUGUGCUUGAGAGCUACUUCAAGCUGCUGAACUCUGACCCCAACACCACCGCACAGGUUAAAGGUGGCCCGGCACCACCCAGGUCGCGGCACUGGGAGAGCCGGGCCGUGGCACUGCAGAUACACAUGCUGGAAACUAUCCAGGACAUGUUUGAGUGUUCGGAUCGCCCUGUUUUACAGGCCAUCUUCCUCAACAGUAACUGCUUUGAGCACUUGAUACGCCUCCUACAGAACAGCAGGCUGGUAAAUGCUCAGUACAUUGCUGCAGACAAGGAGCAGAAAGAUUUAACCAACAGGUUACUGACAGGAGUGCUUGAGACACAGGUUUUUCAGGGCAGGCUCGACUCUCUCGCCGUGGCAACAAUCAAAGCCCUAACAACAGUGAUGCACAAAUCUCCAGCUGCCAAGGAGGUGUUUAAGGAGCGGAUAGGCUACACCCACCUGUACGAGGUGCUGGUGUCUCUGGGUCAGCCCUCCACACACCUGUUGAAGGAACUCAUGAACAUGGCGGUGGAGGGUGAACACUCCUCUGUUGGUCUGUUGGGUGUCAGUAACGUUGACCCAUUGUUGCUGCUGCUUCAGUGGCUCCCUGAGCUUGAGUCCUCAGACCUGCAGAUCUUCACAGCUGAUUGGCUGCGGCGGAUCUGCGGUCUGAACCGGCACACGCGGGCCACAUGUGUGAACGCCUGCAUGACGCUUCGUGUGCUCUCCACGCUGGAGAAACACCAGCGUCUACACCGGGCCUGCGGCGAGAGCCUGGUGGCGCUGUUGGGUUCCCUGGGCGGCCAAUCGUUGAGCGGGGUGGAGCUCCAUCAGCUGCUCCGCCUCGUCCGUCAGGACGAGCCGGGCCGCACACACCCGUACGUCGGGCCCGUUCUGCGUGCCCUGCUGGCCAUGCUCAGGAAGCACGGCCUGGACAGCGCCAUGCAGUACUUUGACCUGACUCCGCCCAUGGCUGGCAUUGCUGUGCCGACCAUCACACGCUGGCCUGGCUCCGCCUUCAGCUUCCUAGCCUGGCUGUCAUUGGACCAAGAUCAGCUGGGACCACCCAGCAAAGGAGAGAAGAGGAAACAGUUAUACAGUUUUUUCACGGCAGGGGGUACAGGCUUUGAGGCCUUCAUUAGCUCCGUGGGUGCACUGGUGGUGGCCGUGUGCAGUAAGAAGGAAUACGUCACCGUCACACUGCCUGACUACAGCUUCUGUGACUCGCUGUGGCACUUCAUUGGUGUGGUCCAUGUCCCUGGGAAAAGACCCUUUGGACAGAGUCUGGUGUCCAUCUACGUGGAUGGACAACAGAAGCUCUCGGCCCCGCUGAAGUUCCCCACCAUGGCUGAAUCUUUCACCUCGUGCUGUAUUGGCUCUGCGGGUCACCGUACCACCACCCCACCCCCCUCUCAGAUCCCUGACCCCCCUUGCUCGGCUGGCGUCCCUUCUAGCCGCUCCUCUCUGGGAGGGCUCCUCUCCACGCAGGCCUGGGGGGGGCUGCUGGGCGGCAGGUCCGAGUCCGUCACCAAACUGAUCUCCGCAGGGACGCAGGACAGCGAGUGGGGCAGCCCCACUUCCUUACAGGGGCAACUAGGCAGUGUCAUAGUGUUCUACGAGCCCCUGACGACCAAUCACAUCAAAGCUCUCUUCAGUGCAGGACCAAACUGUAUAUCUCCAUUUAAGAGCCAGGAGGCAGAGCUGGGAGACCUGACCAAUCGUGUGCUCCUACACUACUCUCCAAAGGCGUGUAAGAACCCGAUUUGUCUGGAUCUGUCGCCCAAUUCACUCCACGGACGACUCACAGGGAAUAAAGUCGUCAACUGGGAUGUCAAGGACAUGGUUAACUGCGUGGGAGGGAUUCCUGUGCUCUUCCCCAUCCUGGAGCAGCUCACCCUCCUGACCCCAGAGCACCUGGAUGAGCCCUCAGGGUCAGAGUUCAUAACCCCUGAGACUGGCACAUCUACUGAAGGGGACUGGGUCAUACUGCCUUCAAACAGAGCUUCAGAGGCACGUCUGGAGAAGAAUCUGGUUGCGACUUUCCUGCUGGUGGUGAAACACUUCCUACAGAGACACGUGAUAAACCAGGAGACGCUACUGCAUACACACGCUGUGCCGACGCUGGGACUGCUACUGCAGAAGGUGCCUGCAUUCCUACUGGAUGUGAGUGUGUUGGUGGCGGUGCAGAUGUUGAUAGAGCAGGUGUCCUAUGAGAAGAACACACAACUCCUCCAACAGCUGCACACACACCUGCUCUUCAGCUUCCACAUCUGGAACCAUGGCGACUUUCCUCUGCGUAUUGGUCAUAUCCAGUACAUGUCCACUGUGAUCAAAGACAGCAGGAAGCAGUUCAGGAAGAAGUAUGGAGUCCAGUUCUUGCUUGAUACAAUCCGCCUUUACUAUGGAAGUGUGAACUGUGAGGGUGAUCUCAGUGAUGAUGAUGUUCGUACCAUCAGAGCGUCUCUUUGUGGUCUCCUGAAGUAUUACAUCAGCAAAGGCACAACACAAGAGGAGAUCCAAAGCAUUCUGGGAUACAUUGCUGCCAUUGGAGAUGAGGAUCAGCUGUGUGGCAUGUUGGAGCUGCUCCUGUCUAUGCUCCAGACCAGUGUGGUGCGUGAUCAGCUGUUCCUUCUGCUGUUUGAACCGGGAGCUGCAGACUCCUGUUACGCCUUACUGCUUCACCACAAACACACAGACCGCCUCCGAGAGCUCGUCUUCAAGCUGUUUGAGCGCAUGCUGAGGUGUGAUCGUGUGUAUGAGCGCAGUAAACAGCGCCUCAGGCUGAGAGACGUGGGUUACUCUGGCUUCACCCUCCUCUUCAGUGACCAGCAUAUCACCCCCACCCUCAUCAAGGGCCUCCUAUACCAGAUCCUCCACACAGACACAGCAGUGAACUAUAAGGAUCUGAUGGCAGUGGUUCAGCUGACACACCGUGCUGGAGUUGGGAUACGUCUGAUCGUCUGCAGGAGUGUGUACUCCCUUCUCCAGUCUCAGUCAGACGCAGCAGUCCAGAUCUCCCGACAGCCGUGUUGGCAGGACACACUCAUGCGUGUGCUGGUGCGCGUGUGUGUGGGGGACGAGGGCUCGGCAGGCACCCGGGCAGACACGGCCAGCGUGGGCAGUCGCAGCAGCACCAACACCUGCCCGGAGUCUCUGGAGCGUCGGGCGCAGUUGGACCACGGAGAGCGAGACAGCAUGUCUGGGGGAGACAGCAGGUCUGUGGACAGCCUGGACAACAGGGACCUGCUGUCCCUGUCCGAGACCCCCGCCAGGUUCGGGCGCUUGAGUCUCGACCUGUCCCGGGUACCAGCGUUCGAACAGGGGGGCAGUGGGACCCAGACCCCCGCGAGCAUGCUCAGCACCCCCUCCCCACUGGAGAGUGUCAAGCCCUUCCCUGGAUCCGCCCCCGAGCGUGAGACUUCCUCUCUGGGUGAUGACAGCUUCCUGUUCAGCGACAAUGUUUCUCUGGGAGAGUCUUUUAACGGCACUGAGCGCACAGAGGAGGAGCUAUUUCGGUUGUUGUUGGACAUCGUGUUGUGUGUGAUGUGGAGGGGUGUUGGGGGCUCUGAUGAUGCUGCUUGGCUGGAGAGGGGGCAGGUGUUCUCUGCCCUCACCAAACUGGGCACUGCCAAUGACCUGCUGGUGCCAGUGGACCACAUCAAACUCAGCCUCCUGGAGCGCAUGCUGGAGUGGGCUGCAGCAGACAACCGGGAGUCUCCGGUGUCCUCGCUGCCGCAGCACACGGAGAACGCCGUGCGUCUUCUGCACGUGGUGCAGGACUUUCUGCAGGCAGAGGGUCUGGUGAACCCUGCACUCUGGACAGAGCGGGUCCUGGAGGAGACCGUCGGCCUGAUGGACGGCCUCGUGGUCUGGUACACGGCCGGCUCCCAGUGGUUGCAGCUCUCUCGGAUCGGACUCCGUCUGCUGCUGGGGUUCAUGGCACAGCCGGAUGCCCAGGUGUGUGCCAUGGCGACGGCGAAACUGAACGGUGUCCUUCAGACAAAGGCCGUGGGUUCCCAAGACGAGGCAUGCUUCCUCCUGGGUCAGGUGGAGGGAAUUCUCCGUCGUGCGGUGGAGGAGCAGAGGGAGGAGACCUACUCCUUCCUGGUUCCCCUCCUCCGCACGCUCCUGUCCAAGGUGUACAAACUGCUAUACAUGGAGCUUCACCUCCCCUCUCUGCCCGACACCAACGGAAGCCCCUCCUUCUUCGAGGAUUUCCAGCUCUACUGCCGCACCCCCGAGUGGCGCGUCUACCUGGACAAAUACAUCGUCCCGUAUAUGAAGCAGUACGAGGUUGAGACGUUCAGUCAGGGUCAUGAGACCAUGGCUCGGUACUGGAAAGACUGUUAUGAGACGUACAUGACCAGUCUGCACCGCAGGGAGCGUGAGAGGGGGGAGAGCAAGAUACACUUCCAGGAGCAGUUUGUGGAGCCGUUUAGCCGCAGGGGCCGGCAGGAGAACUUGCGCUACAACAGCAUGUUGAAACAGAUCCACACGCAGAACAGUGCCAUCCUCAGGCAGUGGAAGGCAGCACGCAGGGGCCUGAUCUGUGAGAGAGGCCCCUGGGUGGACAGGGAACAGAAGGUUGUACACUGGAAGUUGUCCAGUGCGGAGAAUUACUCACGCAUGCGGCUGAAACUAGUGAGAAAUUAUAACUUUGACCCCCACUGUGAGGCCAGCGCCCUGCGGGACAACCUGGGUGUGCAGCAGCAGCAGGUGAGGGCGGAGUCUUUACUGUUGGAGGCUGUGAAGCAGGUGAAGGUGAGUGACCUGGAGGAUGAUGUUCUGGACCUGGAGGAGGAACCCAGCGCAGCCAACCAGGUGGUGGAUGAAGACGAGGCUCAGAAGGAGAAGCUGGUGAUGAUGGAGGAGUGUGAGCUGGUGACCAUGGUGGAUGUGUACCCUGGACGUCUGGAGCUUACCACCCAGCAUAUCUACUUCUACGAUGGCAGCACUGAGAAAGAGGAGGGUGUGGGGCAGGACUUUAAAUGGCCUCUGUCUCAGAUCCGAGAGAUUCACCUGCGCAGGUAUAACCUUCGUCGCUCAGCCCUGGAGGUCUUCCUUAUCGACCAGACCAACUACUUCCUCAACUUCAAGAAGGAGGUGCGUAAUACAGUGUACACGCGGAUGUUGCUGCUGUGCUCUCUCUCUCUCCAUGGCACUCGUUCGCCACAGGAGCUUCUCAAGGCCUCUGGCCUUACCCAGAAAUGGGUGAACAGGGAAAUCUCCAACUUUGACUACCUGAUGCAGAUGAACACUAUUGCAGGGAGAACGUACAACAACCUGGCCCAGUACCCUGUGUUUCCCUGGGUCCUGUCUGACUACACAUCUGAGGAGCUUGACCUGUCUGACCCACGCGUCUACCGAGACCUCUCCAAACCUGUGGCCGUGCUCAACGACAAGAACUCCAAGGCCGUCAGAGAAAAGUUUGAGAGCUUCGAGGACCCCACAGGUUCCAUUGACCGGUUCCACUAUGGCACUCACUACUCCAACGCAGCAGGAGUCAUGCAUUACCUCAUCAGAGUGGAGCCCUUCACCUCCCUCCAUAUACAGCUGCAGAGUGGCAGGUUCGAUUGUGCAGAUAGGCAGUUCCACUCUAUCCCAGCUACUUGGCAGACUCUCAUGGACAACCCCAAUGAUGUAAAAGAGUUGAUUCCAGAGUUCUUCUACUUCCCAGAGUUCCUUGAGAAUCAGAACGGUUUUGAUCUGGGUCGGUUGCAGCUCACUAAGGAGCGUGUAAAUGAUGUCAUCUUGCCGAGAUGGGCCAAGACGCCGGAGGAGUUCAUUUACAAGCAUCGCAAAGCCCUGGAAUCUGAUCACGUCUCUGCUCACCUACAUGAGUGGAUUGAUCUGAUCUUCGGCUACAAGCAGAGAGGAGACGCAGCAGUGGAGGCCCUGAAUGUUUUCUACUAUUGCACAUACGAAGGUGCUGUAGAUCUGGAUGCCAUCAUCGAUGAGAAGGAGCGGAAGGCUCUAGAAGGAAUGAUCAGCAACUUUGGCCAGACACCAUGCCAACUGUUAAAGGAGCCCCAUCCUGUCCGCCUGUCCAGGGAGGAGCUGGAGAAGAAGAAAGCUCGAGCGGACACCUGUCCUCUCAACAUCUUUGAACACCUCACUGAACUCAAGUCUUUCUUUGUGGAGGGGAUCAGUGAUGACGUGGCGCUGGUGAAAGCCGUCGUACCCAAGAACCAGUCGCACUCCUUCAUCUCUCAGGGCAGUCCCGACAUGCUGGUGACGGUGAGUCAGAACUGUCUGAUGGGAGCUCACUCCUGGCUGCCGUAUGAUAAGAACAUCUCCAACUACUUCACCUUCAUCAAGGAUCCCACCGUCGCUAGUCCCAAGACACAGCGUUUUUUGGCAGGACCCUUCUCUCCUGGGGUCGAGGUCAUGUCUAAGCUGUUUGUGGUCUCUCAUGAUGGGAAGUUGUUGUUCAGUGGGGGUCACUGGGACAACAGCCUGAGGGUGACCUCACUAUUGAAGGGCAGAACAGUGGGACACCACAUCCGCCACAUGGAUAUAGUGACGUGUCUGACCACUGACCACUGUGGGAUCCACCUGAUGUCAGGCUCCAAGGACACAACCUGCAUGGUGUGGCACGUACUGCAGCAGGGUGGGGCCCCUGUGGGUUUGUGUCCUAAGCCGUUACAGGUGCUGUAUGGACACACGGACGAGGUUGUGAGUGUGAGCAUCAGCACAGAGCUGGACAUGGCUGUGUCAGGGGCGAGGGAUGGGACUGUGAUCAUCCACACGGUGCGUAGAGGUCAGUGUAUGCGUGUGUUGAGGCCGCCGUGUGAGAGCAGUCUACCUGCCUCCAUCACACACCUGGCUGUGUCCUGGGAGGGGCAUGUGGUAGUGCACACCUGUGUGGAGGGCAAAGCCACGCUCAAGGAUAAGAACACACUACACCUGUACUCUGUGAAUGGGAAGCACCUGUGUAGUGAACCUCUGAAGGAACAGGUGACUGACAUGUGUGUGUGUGGAGAGUUCAUAGUCACAGGCAGCGAGGAGGGCUUGCUAUCUAUCAGAGACCUGUACAGCCUGGCGCUGUGUGCGUCUCCCAUGGCGAUGCGCAAGCCUGUCCGAUGUGUGUCCGUGACGAAGGAGCACUCUCACAUGCUGGUUGGGCUGCAGGACGGGAAGCUGAUCCUGGUGGGAGUGGGCAAGCCUUCCGAGAUGCGCUCUGGCCAAAUCACGCGGAAAUUCUGGGGUUCCAGUAAGCGUCUGACCCAGAUCUCAUCCGGAGAAACGGAGUAUCUCACCCAAGAUCAUCUCUGACUCCCACCCUAGUCCCCAGUCCCACUGCCUGAUUAGCCCACUGCUCUGUCAGUCACCACAGUCUCCCAAUCAGGGAGAAGCAUGUGCUGAUGGCUGCUGUAGUCCUGUGGUGUUGUGCUCUGUUUGUGUCUGUGAUGCAGUAGAGCAGUGGCUGAACUGGUGGGGGCGCAGUGUCCAGCUACGUGUGUUCUCCACCCCAACACCACCCUCAAAUACCCCCAACACCCCGUAACCAUCCCCCACCAACAAUAAUGUGUGCGCGUGCGUGUGUGUGUGUGCAUGUGUGUAUGUGUAUGUGUGUGUGUGUGUGUGUGUGUGUGUG
This is a messenger RNA of Electrophorus electricus (electric eel), 8948 nucleotides long. RefSeq names its product neurobeachin-like 1 (gene nbeal1). The record is from RefSeq and is a predicted model, not a curated record. Gene Ontology annotation, cellular component: cytosol; membrane. NCBI's taxonomy places the organism in Eukaryota, Metazoa, Chordata, Actinopteri, Gymnotiformes, Gymnotidae. Gene Ontology annotation, molecular function: protein kinase binding. Gene Ontology annotation, biological process: intracellular protein localization.